Molecule: messenger RNA, 897 nt
Organism: Trypanosoma conorhini
Lineage: Eukaryota; Euglenozoa; Kinetoplastea; Trypanosomatida; Trypanosomatidae
Product: trans-sialidase
Exons: 1
Coding region: 1-897 (298 amino acids)
Source: RefSeq, a predicted model, not a curated record
AUGAUACUCCCGAGCAGGGGUCUGGGGAAAUGGGCGUUGGCGGUAUUCCAGCAGCCGAGCCCCCUUCAGCCUGUGGGCUCGGUGGCUUCUGCCGGGCAAGCGCCCCCGAAUCCAAAAGUUGAAGCGGGCGCUGCAAAUCUCUCUUCUGUGGAGCCGGUGGUGGAGUCGUCGCCUUCCGCGCCCCCGUCCGCGGCGGAAGUGAAGGGACAAGAACCGGGCGACAGCGACGCGUCGGUGGUGGCAGGCGGCGGGGCGCAGUCGCCGCAGCCACCGGAGGAGGCCAAACGUGAGGGCGGUGGUCACGGUGUUGGUGGCGCCGAACUGCCUCCUGACGGCCGUGCCUCGCCCAGCGCGGCGGCGGAGGUGGCCGGAGAAGAGGAAAGCGGCGAGGGCGCAUCGGUGUCUUCGCCGGCGCCAUCCGCAUCGAGUGUGGACCCUCCUGCAGCACCGGGCGGCAGUCAGACGCAUGCCGGCGAGCCUGCCACCGCCAGUGGGAGUCAAGCCGUUGACCCCGAAGUGAACACCGCUGCUCCAGGCGCAGCGGUGAGCUCAGGCGGCAGCCCUGCUUUGGCCGACGACGCCGAACCGCCCGCCGCGAAGGAGGCACCCGGCGCUUCUUCGCCUGCCGCCGCUGAAAUGCCUCGUGGAGAUAGUGAGGAAGUGCCGCAGGGCGUUGAGGGCGCACCGGCUAAUAAAACCGCACCACCCGCACCUCCGGCUGCCCCUUCGACGCGCGACGCGGCGCCGCACUUGAGCAACAGCUCCGCUGCCUUCAAGAACAUGACUGGCUUGAAGCCCAGCGGGGGAGGCAGCGACGGCGCUCUGCGUGGGUGCGUGUCUCGGCUAUUGCUGCUGCUUGCCCUGCUGGGGCUGUGGGGCAUGGGGGCUCUCCGCUGA